UUACUUUUCAUUGCCAGUACUGUAUAAGUACACCAAUUCUCCAAAGCUCUUCGACCGCACAUAUCACCGAUCCAUAUUACAAAUCUAUCCAUGGCACAGCCCAGCGAAUCCCAUUCUCCAUUAAAGCCUCUCCAAAACGAAGAAGACAAUCAUCUAUUGAGGCAACCACCGCCAGAAAUAGACGAACAAGACGAAGAGAGCUUCUCCUGCGCGAUGCUCGCGACUUCUACUGCGAUUUCCAUGGCCAUGCAAACGUCGGUGGAGCUCGGCGUCUUCGACGUCAUUCACAGAGCUGGUCCCUGCACCGAGAUCUCCGCCGCCGAGAUCGCGUCGGAGGUUUCUUGCAAGAACCCAGAAGCAGCUUCCGCGCUCGAUCGACUCCUCCAUCUUCUAGCGUCUCACUCUGUUCUUCGUUGUUCCGUUAUCGUUGACGAGAAUGGAGGGUCGGGAUGUUACAGGCGGUUGUACAGCCUCUCCCCGGUGGCCAAAUUCUUUGUUCGAAAUGCGGAUGGUGCAUCGUUAGGCCCCUUCAUUGAAUUGGCUCAGGAUAAGGUCUUCCUGGAUAGCUGGUCCCAACUGAAAGAUGCAAUAUUGGAAGGGGGUAUUUCAUUCAAUAGGGUGCAUGGGUCACAAAUGUUUGAGUAUGUGAGAAUGGACUCCAGAUUGAACCACGCGUUUGACAAAGGGAUGAUGAAUCAUAGUACUAUAGUUAUGAAUAAGGUUCUUGAAUCCUACCAAGGUUUUGGGGACAUCACUAGACUCAUCGAUGUUGGUGGAGGUGUUGGGAUUACUCUCAAGUUGAUUACAUCCAAAUAUCCACAUAUUGAAGGAAUCAAUUUCGACUUGCCUCAUGUCAUUCAACAUGCUCCUCCUUUUCCUGGAGUGGAACACGUGGAAGGAGAUAUGUUUGAAAGCGUGCCCGGAAGAGAUGCCAUCUUCAUGAAGUGGAUACUUCAUGAUUGGAGCGAUGAACGGUGCUUGAAGCUGUUGAAGAAUUGCCAUGACGCCAUUCCUAAAGAUAGAAAGGUGAUUGUGGUGGAGGCAGUUUUACCAGUUGGAUCAGAAACUUCUGCUGCAGCGAAAGGCAUCACCCAAUUUGAUGUCAUGAUGUUGACUUAUUGCCCAGGUGGCAAGGAGAGAACCAAGCAUGAGUUCAUGAAAUUAGCCACAUUAGCUGGGUUUAGAGGCAUUAGAUUUGAUUGCUCUGUUCGAAACCUUUGGAUUAUGGAGUUCUUCAAGUAGACACAUAAACGUAUGUUUCUUUUCACAAUGUGAUCUCGAUGCAUGUUCAAUUUGUUGUUUUCAUGUACUUUUUUUAUCCCCUAUAGAAGUUGUCAUGGGUUGAAUAUGUGAUGAGAACUGAACUAUGACGGAAUAAUCAUCUCGAUAAAUAUUUUUAUUUAUCGGUUUUCUUAA
Molecule: messenger RNA, 1416 nt
Organism: Prosopis cineraria
Lineage: Eukaryota; Viridiplantae; Streptophyta; Magnoliopsida; Fabales; Fabaceae
Product: cathecol O-methyltransferase 1-like
Exons: 4
Coding region: 91-1242 (383 amino acids)
Biological process (GO): methylation
Molecular function (GO): O-methyltransferase activity; S-adenosylmethionine-dependent methyltransferase activity; protein dimerization activity
Source: RefSeq, a predicted model, not a curated record